Molecule: messenger RNA, 4810 nt
Organism: Ochotona princeps (American pika)
Lineage: Eukaryota; Metazoa; Chordata; Mammalia; Lagomorpha; Ochotonidae
Gene: ATP10D
Product: ATPase phospholipid transporting 10D (putative)
Exons: 23
Coding region: 220-4491 (1423 amino acids)
Biological process (GO): phospholipid translocation
Cellular component (GO): plasma membrane
Molecular function (GO): ATP hydrolysis activity; ATPase-coupled intramembrane lipid carrier activity; magnesium ion binding
Source: RefSeq, a predicted model, not a curated record
GCUGGAGUUUGGGAGUCGGAGCGGUUUGUGAAGUGAUUUUUUUUUUUUAACUUCGCAAAGGCAAACGGCUGGCUUGGAAGCCUAACCUGCUCCCACUCGCCGGACGUGCGCCUGGUUCUUUCCUUGAGCCCCAAGCGUCGCUCGCGGUCGUCAUGCUGUGAUGUGUGCCCCGGGAGGAACUGAUCACCCACACACCCUGGAUCUCACUGCAUUCUGGACAUGACUGAGCCCCUUCAAUGGGCCAGAUACCACUGGCAGCAGCUGAUGGGAGGUAGAACCGGGGAAGAUGAUACAAGGCCAUACAACUACUCCUCUCUGCUUGCUUGUGGAGGCAAGUCCUCGCACACCCCCAAAGUGUCAGGAAAGCACCGGGUGGUUGUUCCCCAUCUCCAGCCUUUCAAAGACGAGUAUGAGAAGUUCUCAGGCACCUACGUGAAUAACCGAAUACGAACAACCAAGUACACACUUCUGAAUUUUGUACCAAGAAAUUUAUUUGAACAAUUUCACAGGGCUGCCAACUUAUACUUCCUGUUCUUAGUGGUCCUGAACUGGGUGCCUUUGGUGGAAGCCUUCCAAAAGGAAAUUACCAUGCUGCCUCUGGUGGUGGUCCUUACAAUUAUUGCAAUUAAAGAUGGUUUGGAAGAUUACAGAAAGUACAAAAUUGACAAGCAGAUCAACAAUUUGGUGACUAAAGUUUACAGUAGGAAAGAGAAAAAAUACAUUGAGUACCGUUGGAAGGAUGUCACGGUUGGAGACUUUAUUCGUCUGUCCUGCAAUGAGAUCAUUCCUGCCGACAUGGUUCUGCUCUUUUCUACCGAUCCCGAUGGAAUCUGUCACAUCGAGACUUCUGGUCUGGAUGGAGAGAGCAAUUUGAAACAGAGGCAGGUGGUUCGGGGAUUUGCAGAUCAGGACGCUGAAGUUGAUCCCGAGAUGUUCUCCAGUAGGAUAGAGUGUGAAAGUCCAAACAACGACCUCAACCGAUUCCGGGGCUUCCUAGAACACUCCAACAAAGAACGUGUAGGUCUCAGUAAAGAAAAUUUGUUGCUCAGAGGCUGCACUGUCAGAAACACCGAGGCUGUGGUGGGCAUUGUGGUUUAUGCAGGCCAUGAAACCAAAGCAAUGCUCAACAACAGUGGGCCACGGUACAAGCGCAGUAAAUUAGAAAGAAGAGCAAAUACUGAUGUCCUCUGGUGUGUCCUGCUUCUCAUUGUCAUGUGUCUAACUGGUGCAUUGGGUCAUGGAAUCUGGCUGAGCAGAUAUGAGAACAUAUUUUUUUUUAAUAUUCCUGAGUCUGAUGGACAUGUCAUAUCACCAUUGUUGGCAGGAUUCUAUAUGUUUUGGACCAUGAUAAUUUUGUUGCAGGUUUUGAUUCCCAUUUCCCUGUAUGUUUCCAUCGAAAUUGUGAAGCUCGGGCAAAUAUAUUUUAUUCAAAGUGAUAUGGAUUUUUAUAAUGAGAAAACAGACUCAACAGUUCAGUGCCGGGCCUUGAACAUCACCGAGGAUCUCGGCCAGAUCCAGUACCUCUUCUCUGACAAGACCGGGACCCUCACUGAGAACAAGAUGGUUUUUAGGAGAUGUAGUGUGGCAGGAUAUGAUUAUUGCCACGAAGAAAAUGCCAAGAGAUUAGAGUCCUAUCAGGAAGCUAUCUCUGAAGACGAAGAAUUUGCAGACAGUCCCGGCAACUCCUUUGGCAAUAUGGUGAAGCUGCCACCCCACAGCUGCAGGGCUGCCCAUCAUGGGCCUCUGGGAAGGAAGCCCUCACAUCCUCUGGCUGGAAGCUCUUGUGCUCUCGGAAGUGGAGAAGGAGCCAGCGAAGCGUCUCAUGCCAGACAGGCGGCUUUCAGUAGCCCCAUUGAAACAGAUGUGCUCCCAGACACCAGACUUUUGGACAAAUUUAGUCACAUUACACCUCAGCUCUUUACUCCCCUGGAUGAGAACACUGACGUUCCGCCCCUGGAGACCUUGUACAUCAUGGAUUUCUUUAUUGCAUUAGCGAUCUGCAACACAGUUGUGGUUUCUGCUCCUAACCAACCACGGCAAAAGAUCCGACUCUCUUCCCUGAGUGGAAUGCCCAUCAAGUCCUUGGAAGAGAUUAAAAGUCUUUUCCAGAGAUUGUCCGUGCGAAGAGCGAGUUCACCAUCUCUUGCCAGUUUGAAAGAGUCCUCUUGUGGAAUUCCAAAUGCGUUGGUGAGCAGACUCUCCCUCUUCAGUCGGGUGAAGCCGGCUUCACCCGUGGAGGAGGAAGUCUCCCAGAGCAGCGAGAUCGAGAUCGCACACAACGCCAGUGACUCUGCCUGCUGUGCAGAAACUGAGAAACACAGCAGUCACACAGAACUCACCGAGGGGAAAUCUGCCCCUGGCCCACCCUUGGCCUCUGCCCUGUGUUACGAGGCCGAGAGCCCCGAUGAAGCGGCCUUGGUGUAUGCUGCCAGGGCUUACCGGUGCACUUUGCAAUCACGGACACCCGAACAGGUCAUGGUGGACUUUGCUGCGUUGGGGUCAUUAACAUUUCAACUCCUACACAUCCUGCCCUUCGACUCAGUGAGAAAAAGGAUGUCCGUGGUGGUCCGGCACCCCCUUUCCAAUCAAGUUGUGGUAUAUACAAAGGGUGCUGAUUCUGUCAUCAUGGAAUUGCUCUCCAGGGGCUCCCCAGAUGGAGCAACUCUGGAAGAACAGCAGAUGCUCAUAAGGGAGAAAACCCAGAGGCACUUGGAUGACUACGCCAAGAGAGGACUGCGCACCUUGUGCAUUGCCAAGAAGGUCAUGAGUGACAGCGAAUAUGCAGAGUGGCUGCGGGAUCAUUUCUUAGCUGAAACCAGCAUUGACAACAGGGAAGAGCUACUCACGGAAUCUGCCAUGAGGCUGGAGAACAAACUGACAUUGCUUGGUGCUACUGGCAUUGAGGACCGUCUGCAGGAGGGCGUGCCUGAGUCUAUAGAAGCCCUGCACAAAGCUGGCAUCAAGAUCUGGAUGCUGACCGGGGACAAGCAGGAGACGGCUAUCAACAUUGCUUAUGCAUGCAAACUCCUGCAGCCAGAGGAUAAGCUCUUUAUCCUCAAUACUGAGAGCAAAGAUGCCUGCGAGAUGCUGAUGAGCACAAUUCUGAAAGAACUUCAGAGCAAAGGCACAGGCUGUCCUGAGCAGGCAUCACUACAGGAGGAGCUAGCACAGCCCAGCACCCCCAAGGACUCGGGCCCACGGGCUGGGCUCAUCAUCACUGGGAAAACCCUGGGGUUUGCCCUGCAGGAGAAUCUGCAAAGGCGGUUCCUGGAGCUGACCGCUUGGUGUCAAGCUGUGGUCUGCUGCCGAGCUACACCCCUACAGAAAAGCGAGGUGGUGAAACUGGUGCGCAGUCGUCUUCAGGUGAUGACCCUGGCUAUUGGUGAUGGUGCCAAUGACGUCAGCAUGAUACAAGUGGCAGACAUUGGGAUAGGUGUUUCAGGUCAAGAAGGCAUGCAGGCAGUGAUGGCCAGCGACUUCGCCAUCUCUCAGUUCAGACACCUCAGCAAGCUCCUCCUGGUCCACGGGCACUGGUGUUACACUCGACUUUCCAACAUGAUUCUCUACUUUUUCUAUAAGAAUGUGGCCUAUGUGAACCUCCUUUUCUGGUACCAGUUCUUUUGUGGGUUUUCAGGAACUUCUAUGACUGACUAUUGGGUUUUGAUCUUCUUUAACCUCCUCUUCACGUCUGCCCCACCCGUCAUUUAUGGCGUUUUGGAGAAAGAUGUUUCUGCAGAGACCCUCAUGCAGCUGCCUGAGCUUUAUCAAAGUGGCCAGAAAUCAGAGGCGUACUCACCUCUCACCUUCUGGAUAACCUUGCUGGAUGCCUUUUACCAAAGCCUGGUUUGCUUCUUUGUGCCUUACUUUACGUAUCAGGGCUCAGACAUUGACAUUUUUACAUUUGGAAGCCCCCUGAACACAGCUGCCCUGUUCAUCAUUCUUCUGCACCUGGUCAUUGAAAGCAAGAGUUUGACUUGGAUACACUUGCUGGUCAUCGUUGGUAGCAUCCUGUCGUACUUUGUCUUCACCUUAGCUUUUGGAGCCAUGUGUGUGACUUGCAACCCCCCUUCCAACCCUUACUGGAUUAUGCAGGAGCACAUGCUGGACCCAAUGUUUUACUUAGUAUGUAUCCUCACAACCUGCAUUGCUCUUCUGCCCAGGUUCACAUACCGAGUUCUUCAGGGAUCCCUGUUUCCAUCAGUGAUUCUGAGAGCAAAGCACUUGGACAGACUAACUCCAGAAGGAAGGACUCAAGCUCUCAAGAAGUGGAGAAAGGCUAGCAAAAUGCAUCAAGCGACCUCUGAGUGUGCUGACCCCUCAGCUAACAAAUCGGGAAAAACACCUCUGUCUGCCCUUUCUGCUGAACUGACCUUGAAGACAGCAACUUCCUGCACCGUGGACCAAGGGAAUGGUCCUGUGUGUGAAACUACAGUAGACGUAGGCUGUUCUGGAACUAAACCCUCAGAGACGAAUGGCCCCUCGACAUGUUAAGAAAGCAGGGUACCACCUUUGGAAUUGUAAGUUCUCUUCCAAGUUUUGGAAGAGAGAUUACCAGGAAGCUCCCCAGCAAGUAAGACUCUCUUGUAUUUUUGUACAAGGACCCGAACAUCGUUUUGGCCUUGGAAAAUUUAAUUUGUAAAACGGGGAUGGUGUUUUGCUUGGGCAGAAAUUAGUAUUUAUUUAGGAAUCAAAUGCUUUUAUGAAACUUCUAGGAUUUUAUAAAAGCAUUUUGUUUUAGAAACGAAGACAUUUUCCAAAGGAGUCCAUUAGAGAUGUGUUUAUUGUACUGAGUGCACUCAGUCUUGGGAAA